GAUCGGUAUCUAUAAUAUUGCACAAUAUUACCACAAUACUGUACAAUUCAGUGUAUAAAACGUGCAACGAUGUACGUUUUUUAAAGUAGUGUAUUCGCAUCUUUCAGUCCUGUUACACGACCAAGUGUUAUUGCUUUAACAAUGUCCGGUGAACCUGUGCUUGAACAAAGUGGUGAAUUAGCACAAGAAACAGAACCAGAAGUUGUUGCGACUCGUAAUUAUACGAGCAUCGCAGAGAAAGAUGUAUGGUGGUACAUAGCGCGGUAUUCAAAAGAACAUAAAUAUUUUUAUGGAAAUACUGGUUACCGAUCGGCUCAAGCGUUUCGAACUCGGAGGGCACAACGUGGUAUUAUUUGGGAAAAUAAAUGGACACAAGCUUUAAGAACAAGCAUUGGUAAUAGCGACGAUGUUGGCGCAUUUCUUAACUUGACGAAUUCGUACCUGCUUGUUUGUGAUGGGGAGGAAUCAAACAACUUUUGCAAAGUCGCGCAGGAUGAUUUGCCUGACAUUCCUGUGGUGAAAACUUCACUGGCAGGCUGCAGAGUAAUAGGGCGUAUGUGUGUAGGGAAUAAAAAUGGACUGAUCGUACCUGAAACAACCUCCGACAUAGAGCUGCAACAUUUAAAACGUGAAUUGCCCGAUUCUGUUGAAGUUAGGACACUGGAAGACAGACUGUCUGCUUUAGGAAACGUGAUCGUGUGUAAUGAUAACGUUGCCUUGGUCCACCCAGACUUAGAUAAAGAAAGUGAAGAAAUUGUUGCAGACACAUUAAAAGUUGAAGUUUUUCGCCACUUGAUAGCCAAUAAUUCUUUAGUAGGUUCAUAUUGUGUCAUGAACAACAAUGGAGGCCUAGUUCAUAUAGAUGCAAGUAAAACUGAAUUGGAGGAUUUAUCGUCGCUUCUGCAGUUACAGUUAAUUGCUGGGACAGUUAAUGGUGGGAAUAAAACUGUGGCAUCAGGAUUAGUCGCAAAUGAUUGCAUUGCGUAUGCAGGAAUGAAAACAACAGGGAAAGAAUUUGCGUCUAUUGAAACAGCGUUACAGUUGAAAAUUCAUUAAUGUAUUUAAAUCGUUAUGUGAUAAUUUAUUAAGCUUGUGUUUACUUGGAAAUUUCAAAAAAUUGUUUGACGAAUAACUAGAGCACAACUUCUUGUACCCCUAUAAAAAGUUUCAGUUGAUUUGUACAAUUGGUUCUCAAAAUAUUCGUUUCCAUACAUUCUAACGACCUUGUAUAGAUAUUUCGAACUGAGGGCUUGUUUAAACCGUGACCUAUGUAU
Molecule: messenger RNA, 1274 nt
Organism: Zophobas morio
Lineage: Eukaryota; Metazoa; Arthropoda; Insecta; Coleoptera; Tenebrionidae
Product: eukaryotic translation initiation factor 6-like
Exons: 5
Coding region: 142-1056 (304 amino acids)
Biological process (GO): maturation of 5.8S rRNA; ribosomal subunit export from nucleus; cytosolic ribosome assembly
Cellular component (GO): cytosol; nucleolus; preribosome, large subunit precursor
Molecular function (GO): ribosomal large subunit binding
Source: RefSeq, a predicted model, not a curated record